Branchiostoma belcheri (Belcher's lancelet) is the source of this 3689-nucleotide messenger RNA. Its product is annotated as DDB1- and CUL4-associated factor 7-like. The record is from RefSeq and is a predicted model, not a curated record. Gene Ontology annotation, cellular component: nucleus. The transcript is spliced from 8 exons. The coding region runs from base 327 to 1439 and encodes 370 amino acids. Gene Ontology annotation, molecular function: protein binding. NCBI's taxonomy places the organism in Eukaryota, Metazoa, Chordata, Leptocardii, Amphioxiformes, Branchiostomatidae.
GAGACGGCGUCAUCUAGGGAUGGUCCAAGUUUUACGUCUUUGAAGGCAAAUAGUUUGUAUUGUUCUGAAUACAUACAAGUUAUCAUUUCCCGUAAAAGAAUACAGGGUAGUGCUGAUUGAAUUUUACUUAUAUACUAUGAAUACAGAAGAAUACAAAUAGAGAAUUUGCCUACCAUAUCCCCAUAAUGGUGCGAUUAGUGGUCGGUCCCCAGACAGCUGACGAUCAAAGGCUUUCCCGCUGCGCGUAGGGUGAUCUGCUUUGCAGUUCAUUUUUCGUCCGAAAUUUUCCAACUUCCUGCUAGAAUUGGCCUUUUGCACGUGCCGCAAUGGCCACAGUGCCGCCCAAAAGAAAGGAAAUUUACAAGUACGAGGCACCAUGGACGCUAUACGCCGCCAAUUGGAGCCAAAGACCCGACAGAAGAUUCCGGCUUGCGGUUGGAAGUUUUCUGGAGGAAUACAACAACAAAGUACAGGUCAUCAGUUUGGAUGAGUCGGCCCAGGAGCUGAAAGCUAGCAGCAUGUUCGACCACCCAUACCCAUGCACCAAGAUCAUGUGGAUACCUGACAAUAAAGGAAUCUUCCCAGACCUUCUGGCCACGAGCGGUGACUACCUGCGUGUGUGGCGGGCGGGAGAACCAGACACGCGGCUGGAAUGUCUACUGAACAACAACAAGAAUUCCGACUUCUGCGCUCCUCUCACCUCCUUCGACUGGAAUGAAGUAGAUCCCAACCUGAUAGGGACGUCAAGCAUCGACACUACAUGUACAAUAUGGGGGCUAGAGACCGGACAGGUGCUUGGCAGGUGUAACCUGGUGUCUGGGCAUGUCAAGACGCAGCUGAUAGCACAUGACAAGGAGGUGUACGAUAUAGCGUUCAGUCGAGCAGGGGGUGGCAGGGACAUGUUUGCGUCUGUCGGCGCCGACGGUUCGGUACGAAUGUUUGACCUCCGACACCUGGAGCAUUCCACAAUCAUCUACGAGGAUCCCCAGCACCACCCACUGCUGAGGCUAUGCUGGAACAAACAGGACCCUAAUUAUCUGGCCACGAUGGCGAUGGACGGGAUGGACGUGAUCAUCCUGGACGUCCGUGUCCCAUGCACGCCGGUCGCCAGGCUGAGCAACCAUCGCGCCUGUGUGAACGGGAUCGCGUGGGCACCCCACUCAUCCUGCCACAUCUGCACUGCUGACAAUGAUCGUCAGGCACGUAUCUGGCACACACAACAGACGGCCCGCGCUGUCGGGAACCCCAACAGGGCAUACAGAGCAGGAGACGACCAUCAGGCGCUGAUCUGGGACAUACAGCAGAUGCCCCGCGCCAUUGAAGACCCCAUCUUGGCGUACACGGCAGAGGGCGAGAUCAACCAGGUCCAGUGGUCGUCCAGCCAGCCUGACUGGAUCGCUAUCUGCUACAACCGCUGUUUGGAGAUCCUGAGGGUGUGACAAUGACUGCAACUGGACGCUUAUUUUUCUUUCGUUACCUUUCCAUUAUUAUAUUUUAUCAUGAUGCUGUUCCCUACUUAUACAUGCAAACCAUUGCAAACACCAAAAGCAGGCUCCACUCCAGAGGUGUUGCCAAAGAGUAUGGUGUGACAAGGUACAGCUAAUUUGAAUCCAGUGCCAUUUUACAUGCAAUCAUAUUUUAAAUAAUCAUAUGUUAGUAAAAAUGUGCAUGUCAACUUGCAAUGUUUGGGGGAUUUAACCCAAGCCAUAUGUUGUAGUCUUGGUGCAGUGGGCAGAUGUACAAAAAGUGCCAUCAACUUUGCAGAAUUGGAGAUAUUCAAAGCCCACUGGUUAGUCAAAGUUAAAUUAUACUUACAUGGAGACAUUGUCCUCCAGUCUUUAAAAGAACCAUCUUUGAGGCUUUUUUCCUAGCCAUUCAUUCAUCAAAUCAUUUGUUAUGAAUUCAAAGAUCAUAUUAUACUCAGUAUAACGUGCCAUUGUAUCAUGCACUGAAGAUCUGGAAUUGUAAAAAAAGGAAUGAAAACCAAAGAUUCCAUUUGCACUGAGACCCUUUCUAGCGAUGCCAGCGCCAAGAAGGAAGCAAUACUGUGUGCAAAACUAUGUAAAUAUCUUAAGCCUUGGUGGCUGCAGCAGAUUUUAGAACUGCGUUUUAACAACAGUAGUGCCAUGUCUAAAUUGCAUGUUUUUAGUUACCCAAACUUGAAGUAUAUUUGCUGUAAUAGUUGAUUUAAAUGUUCUACAAAGAAGGUAAAAUGCAAGUAGCUAUAGAGUUCACCUUAACAUACAUUGUACAGGAGUUGAAGCAUACUACAUGUAUUAUAACAUCUACAAAUGUAGUCCUUUCAAUUGGUAUGUUGUUGUGUAGUACUAUACAUUGUAUGUCUUCCUGUACUUAGUACUUGUGUGAUAUUUGUAUACUAUUAGUGCUUGACUAGGGAAUGGAGUCAUGUACUUUGUUGUAAGGGUUUAGAGUUGUCUGUUUGGAUAACUUAGUCACUAAUAAGUCAUCUUUGUAAGCAGGAUAGCAUCAGGUCACGUUGGCAUGACAUUUUUUGUUUAAUGGAGUAAUUAAGUGGAGGAUAUAAGGUGGAAAAUCAUGUUCCUAGAUAAGAACCUAAUGUGAUUUUGUAAGUUUCUGGUGCAAGAUAUUUAAUAGCCUGUGCUUAGAACAGAUGUGAUAUGCUAUAUUACAUGAAGGCACAACCAGACUCCAGGAAGUAGACUUCAGUGUAGGAAGAUUUUAACUGUCUGUCUUUAGAAAUACAGCUAAACCUUUUUUACAUGAAUGUAAGGUCCUAUUUAGAAUCUUUUGUAAUGUACAGGGAACAGUUGUCAGGUUGAACAGUGAAGGAUUGUUGAUUCUAAGAAUGGUUUCAUCAGGUUUGUAAAUCACUGGAGAAUGAAGUUCUCUAUACACAACCAGAGAGUUAACAUCUACCCGAUGUUUUCUUCUAUCUGACAGAUAAAUAUCAAAAUGUUGGCUAGGUAUCAAUUAUCUGGUGGUGUACAAAGAACUUAUCCAGGAAAUGUUUUAUCCAGAAAAGUGCCAUGUUUUGGGGAGUGCAUGAUGUUUCAGUUAACGUGUUGAUGGUUUGUUUCACUACCACUUGUAAACAUGUCCAUUGGGAGAAUGCAGGUGCUAGGUAGACGUGGGAAGAAAGAGGAAGAAAAAAAUGUGUGAUGUGAGGUAGUGUUCCGUGUAAUGCAUUGUAACUGCCCAUCUGUUUUCACAAAAAGCUGUUCUUUUGUGUUGAGAAGUUUGUUGUAUGUGUAAGUAAGUGUAGCAAAGCCUUCAUCACAGUAAUAAUCUCUGUCAUGCUGAAAUAUUUGUUGCCAUAAACAUUGUAAGUUAUAUUCAUUGCUUUGCAAUCAAGUUAAUGUACAACAACAAACUUACAUAGAACUCCAUGUAGCAGAGUUCUAUAUGUAACCAACUUGAUAUCUAUUUUAAUGCAUUAACUUAUACAUGGUUUGUAUGUUAUCAGUGCACUUUCAAUAACACUAGGAAAGUGGAGUUUUAUGUUGUAGCUGCAAAUGCUAGUGGGAGUAUUGAUGUCUAAGUUCUCAAAUUUCUAUAUUAUAUUUACAUUUGGUUAGUUGGAUAUUAAGUUGCUACAUGUGUUUGUGAUGGAGAGAGAGAGAGGGGGUGGCAUAAACAGCAUUUGCCAUGAUAUGGCUUGGGUAUGCCUUGUACAGUCAAAUGUAAGGGGACAUUUUUUUAUUAAAUCG